This is a messenger RNA of Leishmania braziliensis MHOM/BR/75/M2904, 648 nucleotides long. RefSeq lists its product as hypothetical. Gene Ontology annotation, cellular component: mitochondrion. The transcript has a single exon. The record is from RefSeq and is a predicted model, not a curated record. Gene Ontology annotation, biological process: tRNA modification. Gene Ontology annotation, molecular function: tRNA dimethylallyltransferase activity. Lineage: Eukaryota; Euglenozoa; Kinetoplastea; Trypanosomatida; Trypanosomatidae. The coding region runs from base 1 to 648 and encodes 215 amino acids.
AUGAAGCGUGAUAUUUUGUACAGCUUUCUGAAUAGACGCGUUGAUGUGAUGCUUCAUCGCGGGAUGCUAGAUGAGGUCAAGGCGUUUUGGCUAAAAAGUGGCGGGAAGCUUCCGCGUAAUAGUCUCUCCGAGGCGAUUGGCUGCAAAGAGUUUUCCCAGUUUUUUUCUAGCAGUAACCCGCUACUGAUCACGAGUAGUGAUUGUGAAAAAGCAGUUGCGCAAAUUAGGUCGAAUACUCGCCGAUAUGCCCGACAACAGGAGCGAUGGAUUCAAAACCGCCUUCUUCCACUUUUGCAUUCAUCUCCCUUAAAAGACUCCCCGACGCACUUUGUGUUGCUAUGGGUGCAGGACGGCGUGGACACUUUGACUUCUGUUCAACAGACUUUGGAUGCUCUUCUAAGGCCAUCAGCAGAAAAACCUCUCGCAGAACCGCUGUUUCCAUUAAAGCAGCAGCUGGCCUCUCGAGAGCCAGUUUCCCAAGAGCAGUGUGAAGUAUGCAAGAUCCUGGUCUACGGUCGCGGUCAGAUGGCGGCACAUCUCAAGUCGAAGCGCCACCGAGGUUCUCUAAGACGCUUGGCGCUGGAAAGGAGUCACAGAGAGAAGUACGGGUUUGAACUGCCUCCGCCAAAGAGGAAGCGGGGUAGUUGA